GCAACCGUAGCGAAGGGACGUGUCUUGGAAAAUUUCAAGGACCGCUGAGCAGAACUGGUUCCGUGUUUUUAUUUAAUUGUGAAGUUGGGAAUUCUUUAGAAGAAAGUUGUGGUUCCGUGACGUCUUUAUGGUAGACGAUUCUGUGAUAUAAGCAACGCGGAGCCCGUGAAAUAUGAACAUAAUAUGGUAUGGCGUAGCAAUCCUGUCAAUAAUAGAAAGAGGCGUGAAUGGACACGGCAGGCUGAUUGAACCGCCAUCUCGGGCUUCCGCCUGGCGAUUCGGCUUCGACACACCACACAACUACAACGACCACGAACUGUACUGUGGUGGGUUCACCAGGCAGUGGAACAAGAACGGCGGCAAGUGCGGCAUCUGCGGCGACGCCUGGGACGCGCCCACGCCUCGCCCCCACGAGCUGGGGGGCAGAUUUGGCAAAGGCGUGAUCGUCCGGAGAUAUGCUCCUAGAGACGUCAUCGUCAUCAAGGUCGAGCUGACCGCCAACCACAACGGCUACUUCCAAUUCAGAAUAUGCAAUGACCCCCACUCGAGUGACCAAGAAUGCAUGGACAAAUACUUGCUGCCCCUGGAAGGGCGAGAAGAAACGAAAUUCUACCCUAAAGAAGGGAAUAAGGUGUACGAAAUGAAAUAUCAGCUACCUGAAGGCUUAGAAUGCUCGCACUGUGUGCUACAGUGGAAGUAUAUCGCUGGUAAUAACUGGGGCACGUGCGAAGAUGGCAAGGGAGCGGUUGGGUGCGGACCGCAGGAAGAAUUCCGAGCGUGCGCGGAUAUAGCCAUCGGAGAUCGCUUCGCCACCUCGACGAGAAGGCCAAGGCCUACGUAUGUCUUCCCGAGCAGGAAGCCACCAACAAUCGCACCAGCACCGGAAGAAUCUACCGGAACUACCUGGUACUACAGUCUUGUCAUCGCGAUUAUCACGCUAUUCGUCGCAGUCGCGGUGUUGGCAGGCCUGUACCUGUACUACUACAGAGGUGGUAUGAAAAUAAAGGAUUUAUUGAAAUCCAAAAUGCCAGCGCCUGCGCCCGUACCUCCUCCCAGACACAAAAGAACUUCUUUAUCGAGGGAAACUCCUCCAGAGAUCUCUGCUCCGAAAUUAAUUUCUGAAUCGGGCUUCGAAACAGUAGAUCUAAGAUCGAAAUGAUGAUGAGGAUUUAGCGGUAACCGUCACUGCCUUUUUAGUCUUAAAAUAAUCUAGACAUUAUGUGUGAUUGAUUGGGUACGUUUGUGUGGAACUACCUACGU
Molecule: messenger RNA, 1260 nt
Organism: Maniola jurtina (meadow brown)
Lineage: Eukaryota; Metazoa; Arthropoda; Insecta; Lepidoptera; Nymphalidae
Exons: 2
Coding region: 173-1159 (328 amino acids)
Source: RefSeq, a predicted model, not a curated record